Molecule: messenger RNA, 1576 nt
Organism: Linum tenue
Lineage: Eukaryota; Viridiplantae; Streptophyta; Magnoliopsida; Malpighiales; Linaceae
Source: the annotation of a GenBank genome assembly
UCCCAGAAUUAGAAAUAACACAAGCCUGACACCCAACUACAUCAGGCAUCAGAGUAGCCCAUUUUCUUUUCCUCUCUCUGUCUUGCCUCUUUCAAGCUUUUCUCCUUCCCCUUUCCCUUCUCUAAACCCUACAAAGCAACAAGUGUUUCUCCUCCAGAGUUUGAAAUCUGUUGCUGCCUGAAAACCAAUCUCAAACAUGGCCUAUUUCCUGAAGCAUCUCACUGAGGAGACAAUCGCACUCAAGAGACUGCUGAUUCCGCCAGAGUUUGUUGGUAAAUGUGGGAGGGUGAAUCUGACCAAUCCAGUGUUUCUGGAACCAACUGUUGGAGAGGCACUUGAGGUGGAGCUCUACGAGGAUGCAACCGGGUUUUGGCUGAGGAAUGGAUGGCAGGAGUUGGUAGCUCAGUACUCUCUGAGUCAUGGCCACUAUCUUGUGUUUGAGUACAGGAGCUUCUCCAGGUUCAAGCUUGUGAUGCUUGGUGCAAAUGGGCUGGAAUUGGAGUUUCCAGCUUCCGGUUCUGUCAACGUUGGACCAAAUGGGAACCAGGUGGUUCCGGAGGCUGUGGAGGAAGAAAUGGCUGUCAAUACAGACUCUGUGGAGUUGUUAGGUUACUUGUCACAAGAAAUGUCCCUCACUCCCUUGUUGUUUUGAAUCUCUUGGGUUUUACUGGUUAUCACGGUUUUGAUUGUUGUUGAGUUUUGCAGGCACAUCUCUGGUCAAGGACAUGAAUAACAACAACAACAACAAUGGAGGUGGUGGAAGACAGCAGACACAGCUGGGGUCUUGUGAGAAUGCCAAGAUUAAUGCCAGGAAGAGAAAAAUAAGAAUAGGAAUAAGAGCACCAUACUACCGAAGAAUAAAGAGAAAAGAGAAGAGGAAGGUGGAUCAGGAAGCUCCAAAGGCACAUCGAGUUAAUGGAAGCCCCUUUGGAAGGGAUAAAGCCGAGACUUCUCGCAUUCCAGCCAUGGCUGAACAAGAAGCUUCUAAGAUACCUUCGGGCUCAAGGCGUGAUAGACCCACACCUAAGUCUGUAGAUGGGUUGUUUAAUUCACAACCUGAUUUUCUCCAAGUCGUUGUCAAGAAAAGUUCCUUGGAUAAAAGUGGCUUGCGGAUGCCGGGAGGUAUGGUUGAGAGGCAUAUCACCGAUUGGAAUGGCAAAAUGGUGGAGCUUCAAGUUGAAGAAGAAACAUGGCCCGUGAAAAUUUCUACCGACAAGGGUGUUCCUAUUCUUCUUAAAGGCUGGUGGGCAUUUGCUCGUCAUCACUCUCUGAAAGCAGGGGACACACUCAUAUUUGUGCCCACUAACACAGACGAUUUGCUCAGAGUGCAUAUUCUGCGUUGUUCUCCUAUGACGGCUGCUUGUUAGUUUGGAAGUUCCAACACUUGCUAGUGUAGUAUUUGAGAAUGAUAACUCUGGUAGUUUGUUUAAGGAUUUUGAUCAUGCUGUUGUUCCUUCGCCGAAUGUUUGAUGCUCAAGUAAUGAUUUUUGUUACUGAUGUUAAGGAUUGUUCAUGAUUUGUACUACUAAGUUAAACGGGCGGGGAGUGAUUCUAACAAAGUAUAAUGUUUACUAAA